Geodia barretti is the source of this 963-nucleotide messenger RNA. NCBI's taxonomy places the organism in Eukaryota, Metazoa, Porifera, Demospongiae, Tetractinellida, Geodiidae. The record is from the annotation of a GenBank genome assembly.
AUGACGGCGCCCAAGAUGACGGCGUCCAAGAUGACGGACUCCAUGCCACCCGAAUCGCCGGCGCACGUACCGGUGCUCCGGGACACCGUGUUGCGCUGGCUGGCCCCGCGCUCCGGCGGACGCUACGUCGAUGGCACUUUCGGGCGCGGCGGACACACGAAAGCCAUCCUCGAGGCCGCUCCCGGUGCUCGGGUGCUGGGUCUCGACAAGGAUCCGGAGGCGGCGCCGGCCGCGGCCGCGCUGGCCGCCGGGGAGCCUCGCUUCCGCUUCCUCGCGGGGGACUUCUCCGAGCUUGGUUCCGCGCUGGACCGCGUGGGUUGGGACCUGGUGGACGGGAUCCUUCUCGACCUCGGGCUUUCCAGCCCGCAGCUCGAAACGCCGGAACGCGGUUUUUCGCUCCGCCACGACGGCCCGCUCGACAUGCGGUUCGACCCGGGCUCGGGGGAGACGGCGGCCGAACUGCUCGACCGGCUCGAGGAGCGGGAGAUCGCCGAUCUGCUGUUCGGGAUGGGGGAGCGCCGGUCCCGCGCCAUUGCCUGGCGCAUCGUGGGGCGCCGGCCGCUCCGCACGACCGGAGAUCUGCGCGCGGCGGUGAUCGCCGCCGUCGGUCCUCGGCGGGGGCGCAUCGAUCCCGCCACCCGGACCUUCCUCGCGGUCCGUUCCGCGGUGAAUCGCGAGCCGCAGGUCCUCGCGGCCGCACUGCACGAGGCCCCCGGCCGGCUCCGGAGGGAAGGCGUCCUGGCCGUGAUCUCUUAUCACUCCGGGGAGGAUCGCCCCGUAAAGCACGCUUUCCGGCGACUGGCCGAGGAGCCCCGGUUCGAGCUGGGCACGCGGCGGCCCAUUCGUCCGGACGAAGACGAAUCCGGCGCGAACCGCCGGUCGCGGAGUGCGUGCCUCCGCAUCUUGCGCCGCAUCGAAGAUGCCCCGGGGGAGAUUGUGCGCCCUGACGGAGAUGGACGAUGA